This is a messenger RNA of Hemicordylus capensis (graceful crag lizard), 2135 nucleotides long. It is a transcript of the gene SLC5A9, whose product is annotated as solute carrier family 5 member 9. Gene Ontology annotation, biological process: transmembrane transport. Gene Ontology annotation, molecular function: D-glucose:sodium symporter activity. Gene Ontology annotation, cellular component: plasma membrane. Bases 154 to 2055 code for a protein of 633 amino acids. Lineage: Eukaryota; Metazoa; Chordata; Lepidosauria; Squamata; Cordylidae. The transcript is spliced from 14 exons. The record is from RefSeq and is a predicted model, not a curated record.
AUGGGACGGCAACCGUUUUGAAGCGACAGUAGUUGCCUUGUGGACAGUCACUUUCAUCAUGGAACACUUUUCAUCAGGGGAGUAAUGAAGAGAAACAUAUAUCAAAGUCCACUGUGAGAUAAAGAGGCAACAGCCAACACCUUUUGGGCAGUCAUGAGUCAAACGCCAGCAACAGAGCCACCAAGCAACAGGCCAGAAGUGAAGAGCUUUGUAAUUGGAGUUCCUGACAUCAUUGUUGUCAUCAUUUAUUUCAUCUUUGUCCUUGCUGUUGGAAUAUGGUCUUCUCUGAGAGCCAGUCGGGGAACAAUAGGAGGCUAUUUCUUGGCUGGAAGAUCCAUGACAUGGUGGCCUAUCGGGGCAUCUCUGAUGUCAAGCAAUGUGGGAAGUGGUCUAUUUAUUGGCCUAGCAGGAACAGGAGCAGCAGGAGGCCUUGCUGUUGGAGGCUUUGAAUGGAAUGCUACCUGGGCAUUGCUGGUCCUUGGCUGGGUCUUUGUCCCAGUUUACAUCUCUUCAGGUGUAAUCACCAUGCCAGAAUACCUGAGGAAAAGAUUUGGAGGACAAAGGAUUCAAAUCUACCUAUCUGUAUUGUCUCUCAUUCUGUAUAUAUUCACCAAGAUAUCAACAGAUAUUUUCUCUGGUGCACUUUUUAUCCAGGUUUCUCUGGGUUGGAACCUUUACCUCUCUACAGUGCUCUUAUUAGCAGUGACAGCCAUCUAUACAAUAGCUGGUGGUUUAACUGCUGUGAUAUACACAGAUGCCCUGCAGACUGUGAUCAUGGUGCUUGGAGCUUUGGUUCUCAUGUUUAUAGGUUUUGAGAAAGUUGGGUGGUAUGAAGGACUGCAAGAAAAGUACAGGACUGCAAUUCCGAGUGUCAUUGUCCCGAACACUACCUGUCAUUUGCCACGCCAAGAUGCCUUCCACAUGCUCAGGGAUCCUGUCACUGGGGAUAUUCCAUGGCCUGGGCUUAUAUUUGGCCUCUCAGUGCUUGCUCUUUGGUGUUGGUGCACAGACCAGGUAAUAGUGCAAAGGUCUCUCUCUGCCAAGAGCCUCUCUCAUGCGAAAGGUGGAUCAGUGCUGGGUGGCUAUUUGAAAAUCUUCCCAAUGUUUUUCAUUGUUAUGCCGGGCAUGAUCAGCAGAGCUCUAUUCCCAGGACUCCGUGGUCUGAUGAUUGCUGUGAUCAUGGCAGCCUUGAUGAGCUCUCUGACUUCUAUCUUCAACAGCAGCAGCACACUCUUUGCCCUAGAUAUCUGGCAGCGACUUCGCAAGAAGGCAACUGAACAGGAACUCAUGAUUGUUGGAAGGGUGUUUGUGCUGAUUCUUGUUGCCAUCAGCAUCCUCUGGAUCCCCAUCAUCCAGACAGCCAACAGCGGCCAGCUCUUUGACUACAUCCAGUCAAUAACCAGUUACCUAGCGCCACCCAUCACUGCACUUUUCAUCCUAGCAAUCUUCUGCAAGAGGAUCAAUGAGCCUGGUGCUUUUUGGGGCUUGAUGUUUGGACUAGCAGUUGGUUUCAUUCGGAUGGUGUUGGAGUUUAUCUACAGAGUGCCUGCCUGUGGUGAGGAGGACCAAAGGCCAGCUGUGUUGAAGGACUUGCACUAUCUGUAUUUUGCCAUCAUCCUGUGUGUACUCACAGCUGCUGUCAUCAUCUCUGUUAGCUUCUGCACACCACCAGUCCCAGAGGAAAAUCUUGCUCGACUGACGUGGUGGACUAGAUACAGCAAAGCAUCUGAAACAGACCUGAAGAACCACAUUUGUCAAAAUGUCGAGCUGUCUUCCACCAAGGAACAGAAUGAUUUGGCAGCUAAUCCACUGGAGAAUGGAGAUUUAGUAGAUGAAGAAUGUGGAGAGCUGAAGCUUCCUUGCUGGAAGAAAACGUAUUUCUGGUUCUGUGGAAUUUCUGUCAACCCCAAGCCCACUUUAAGCAGAGAGGAGGAAGCAGCCCUUGAAAGGAAGCUGACCAGUAUUACCGAAGAGCCACUGUGGAAAACUGUUUGCAACACUAAUGCUAUAGUUCUCUUGGCUAUUAAUGUCUUCUUAUGGGGCUACUUUGGAUGAGACUGAGCUUCUUAGAAAACUCAAAUGGAUUGGUUGGCAUGAUUUGAUUUAGAACAAACACAGGCACCAACUGAAGGAAA